AUGAAGGCCCUUGUCCUCCUGCUGCCUGGGAGGGCUGCACAGGUGAAGACGGCAGUCACUGGCCUGGGUCAGGGGCCCCCAACCUCAGAAUGUCCUCAGACCCUCCAAGGUGAGGCCAGAGCAGCUGCACCUCUGGGAGCGAACGCCGGCACCGUGAGGAUCCCCCUGGAUCUUGGUGCGGUGCCCACUGCAACGCAGCUGCAGGUGAACAGACGGCCAGGCCCAGCCAGCAGGGUGGUGCUGAAGGGCGUCCCCGCGCUGCCGUCCCCCGAGCCGCUCUACGCCCUGGCGCGGAUGGGGCACGGAGAUGAGAUCGGCCUGGGCAUCCCUCAGCGCCUGGAGGCUGUGCUGCAGCCAUUACCACUGGACUGCUACAUGGAGAGCCCGGCUGUGGUCGUGGAGCUGGUGCCCAGCGGGGAGAGGGGCCUGCAGACCCCAGUGUGGCCAAGCUACCAAUCCAUCCUCUCCAGGGCCGGCUGUGCGAGCCCCCUGGCCACGAUAGAGAGAUUGGAGUUUUAUGAGUGGACCAGAAAGGCUGUUGCUGUUGUGACAACUGGGUGA
This is a messenger RNA of Globicephala melas (long-finned pilot whale), 561 nucleotides long. RefSeq names its product fucose mutarotase (gene FUOM). Gene Ontology annotation, molecular function: fucose binding; racemase and epimerase activity, acting on carbohydrates and derivatives. Gene Ontology annotation, biological process: fucose metabolic process. The record is from RefSeq and is a predicted model, not a curated record. Lineage: Eukaryota; Metazoa; Chordata; Mammalia; Artiodactyla; Delphinidae.